ACCGAGCCGCUCGGUUUGGGGAACGCUAUAAGCGAGUCGGAUAUGGCGGAAUGGAAACGCACUACGUCGGCUCCGUCUUCAGCAAGCAUGACCUCGCUGGGUCGAGCGCUGUCUCGCAGCAGGUUAAGUCAGCCAGAAGGGUUUCAGUCACAGAAGUCCCUGAGCCGGGGCGCCGCGGGUCAGACUCGCAGGAGGUUCUCCAGCAGUUCCGAGUCUCCUCCUGAUGUGAGCCCAAAUGUCGAGGCGAGGGUCCUGGUCAUAAACACCGGCGGAACCAUUGGAAUGACGUAUCAUAAUAACGUUCUGUCUCCAGAACCUAAUGCUUUCGUCGCAACUCUACGCAAGCUCCCCAUUCUGCAUGAUGAGCAGUACGCACAACAGACCAGACUGUAUGAAUACUACAAGCCUCCUGAGAACACGCUGGUGCUGCCACUGUCCAAACAGAACAAGAGGAUAGUAUACACAGUUUUAGAGUACUCUCCCCUCCUCGACUCCUGCAAUAUGACCACGGAUGACUGGGCCACUAUUGGAAAAGACAUCGAGAAACACUAUGAGCAAUAUGAUGGUUUUGUGAUCCUGCACGGCACAGACACAAUGGCUUACACCGCCUCUGCCUUGUCCUUCAUGUGUGAGAACCUGGGAAAGCCUGUCAUCCUCACCGGCUCGCAGGUGCCCAUCUAUGAGAUGAGGAAUGAUGGGAGGGACAACCUCAUGGGGGCGCUUUUGAUAGCAGGACAGUUUGUCAUCCCUGAGGUUUGCCUAUAUUUUCAUCAUAAGCUGUACAGGGGCAACCGUGUCACCAAAGUGGAUGCUGAAAGUUUCAAAGCGUUUACCUCACCGAACCUGCCGCCCUUAGCCAAUGCUGAAGUCGACAUCAAAAUUAACUGGGAUACUGUGUGGAGAGCCAACACAACCUCCAGAUUCACUGUUAACACACAAAUGAACCGUAAUGUGGGUCUCCUGCGACUCUUCCCAGGAAUCACUGCUGCUACUGUCAGGGCCUUCUUGCAGCCUCCUAUGGAUGGGAUCGUACUGGAGACCUACGGCAGCGGUAACGCUCCUGAUAACCGUGCUGACCUCCUAGAUGAGAUCCGUAAAGCCACCGAGAGAGGAGUCAUCAUAGUCAACUGCACCCAGUGCCUCAGGGGCUCGGUCACAACCUCAUACGCCACCGGCCAGGCUCUCAGUGAUGCCGGUUUGGUUGCUGGCUGUGAUAUGACCCCAGAAGCUGCUCUUUCAAAACUCUCCUAUGUGCUGGCAAAACAAAACCUCAGUAUAGAAGAGAAGAAAAAGAUGCUGAGCCGCAAUCUGCGUGGUGAGAUGAUAGCGCACCUGGGCGGAGCAAAACUUUCUCUCAGUGACAGUCGCUUUAUUCAGGUCAUCGCUCGGUCCCUCAGCAUUAGCUGUAAAGAGGAGCUUGAAGCCAUACGAGAUGCACUGACGCCCACUCUGGUCUGUGUUGCUGCUAAAAUCGGAGACAUUGAGGCUUUGGAGGCCAUAAGGGAAAUGGGUACUGACCUGAGCAUGGCAGAUUAUGAUGGCCGCACUCCCCUGCACAUCUCGGCGUGUGAGGGCCAUCUGAAAGUGGUGGAGUACCUGCUGAGUAAAGGGGCCACCGUCUAUGCCAGGGAUCGCUUUGGUGACACACCUCUUCGCAAUGCUGUUCGCUUCAGGCAUAAGGACGUUGUGAAACUGCUGAGGAAGACUGGAGCUCAUUUUUCCUGGGAAGAAAUGGAGGAUGCUGGAACAGAGUUGUGCAGUCUUGCGGCAAGUGGCGACUUGGAAGGAUUGGAGAUUUGGCAUUUAGCUGGGGUGGAUAUGACCAUGUGCAGUUAUGAUGGACAGACGCCCAUUGAAGUGGCAAGAGCCACUGGAUGUGAGGAGGUUGUUGAGUUCUUAAAGCAGGCUACUAUGUACCAAGCUCAGCAUGAGACAGAUGCUGACAGUAAUGAGAUGCACAAUCAGUAAACGGUCCAAAACAUCCAUCGCUGUGAUGACUUGUAAUUAAUGUGCUGAUGAAAUGUCUUUGUGGCAUGAUUGGUGUGUAAGAGAAUCUGGCAAAAAUCAACCGCUUGACGUUAACAAGAAACCUCUCGUCUUUUUUCUUGCAGCCAGUAUUUGAGGAGGAUGAGGUAAAUUGAGUGUUGAGCUGGAUGGCAUUCAGCGCACUUGAUGUUUAACUGUUCAAGUACAGUCUUACCGUUGUGACAUGUGUUUGAAGUCAUCAAACAAUAUUUGGCCAUUUUUAUGUUCAUAUGAAUAUUCACGCAUUGAUACUUCACAAAUGGAGACGGUGGUCUGGACAGAACAGAGAAUAGUUUUGGAAACCGCAAGAUAUCGGACAGUUGCUAAACAUUCAAAUGUGCAUCCAGAUCAUUUCUUCUAGUAAUACAUACCGUGUUUUCAAUCUGUAACGAUGCAUAACUGUGUGCUUUCAAUGAUUCAUUUUUUUUUCUGUUCUCUAGAAUGUCGAGUAUACGGAGUUUACAGCUUGUCCAAGAUCCUGAGGAGGCCGUCCUACGAGCUGUCACUUCCUGCCGCUAUUGUCCAUCCAAGUUUCUUAUUUUACUUGAACUAGCAUCCUCUCAAAACCUAAAGAGCACAAACCAAACCUCAAAAACAGUAAGCAAUCAGUUAUGAAUGUAUCGUGACUAUCAUACAUACUAUUUAUGUACAAGCAAAUGAUUCAGAUGAUGUCCAACAUUAUAAUACGUCCCCGUUUGAAUGUGAUGUAUUCAUUGUUUAGAUUUAGAAUAAGUUCAGAUAUUUGAAGCGUCCUUCAGUGUUUUUAAUGCGUCCGAUUCAAUGUGGUCAUAAUGGUGAUCCUAAAUGUGAAUGUGUUUUUAAAAAAAAACGACUACAGUUGUAACCACAGUGAAGAGAAAGGAUGGUUUUACAGGGUUGUAGCAAACAAAAAAAAAACCGUCUCAGUAUAAUGGAAUCUGAGGAGCAGGUGACUUCACCAUCAGCCAAUGAAUUGAUGUAAGUCUGUUUGGGCUUCAGACAAUCCACACACCCAGAGAGUGUUCCUGUUAUAUCACAGCUAACAUAAUUAUGUGUUUGUAAUCCAAAAGUUUGCAGAACACCAAUUUUUUUCCUGUGUUUGUCUGUAAUUCUGAGUUUCAUAAUGAAAAAUUGAAUUUUAGUUCACCUCAGAAAAGCUUUCAAUUUAAUAGAUUUUUUUUAAAUGUUUUUUUUUUUUUGAUGUUACAAAAGCAUAUGUUUAUGCUUUGGCUGCAUUUGACUGUCAUGUCUGCACGGCCUUUUGACAAUGAAAGGCAAAAAGUAUUUUCUUUUGCAAAAGUGUACAAUAAAUUUCUACAAAUGUC
This is a messenger RNA of Puntigrus tetrazona (Sumatra barb), 3329 nucleotides long. It is a transcript of the gene aspg, whose product is annotated as asparaginase homolog (S. cerevisiae). The coding region runs from base 43 to 1968 and encodes 641 amino acids. The transcript is spliced from 17 exons. Lineage: Eukaryota; Metazoa; Chordata; Actinopteri; Cypriniformes; Cyprinidae. The record is from RefSeq and is a predicted model, not a curated record. Gene Ontology annotation, molecular function: asparaginase activity; protein binding. Gene Ontology annotation, biological process: amino acid metabolic process.